Eremomyces bilateralis CBS 781.70 is the source of this 3154-nucleotide messenger RNA. RefSeq lists its product as uncharacterized. The coding region runs from base 378 to 3005 and encodes 875 amino acids. Gene Ontology annotation, biological process: DNA-templated transcription; regulation of DNA-templated transcription. The transcript has 6 exons. Gene Ontology annotation, cellular component: nucleus. Gene Ontology annotation, molecular function: DNA binding; DNA-binding transcription factor activity, RNA polymerase II-specific; zinc ion binding. Lineage: Eukaryota; Fungi; Ascomycota; Dothideomycetes; Eremomycetales; Eremomycetaceae. The record is from RefSeq and is a predicted model, not a curated record.
AACUGGUCGCCUGCUCUUUUCCUUGCACCUUGCCAGUACGCACGACAGGCCUGUCCAGCCCUCUCCGCAUGGCUAUGCCGAGUCUCCACUGCCUCCGGGAACCUGUCUUCAAACUUCAAUUCUUAGAUCUGUCUACGAUAAUCUAAACGUCCGCCGGCUCAUUUUGGCUGGUUGACUCGUUCACCUUGGAACUAGAAUCAUGGCGAUUAAUGCCCGUAUCACUUGAGGAGCUCGAAUGCAGCACCCUGACCAUGUAGUAGAUCUACAUUUCGAAGCAGUUGUCGUCAAAUGACACCCUCGGCUUCAGACUAUCAUCACGAAUUGUCGCAAGCUGUGUGCCAGAACCAGCGUUAUCGAUCCCCUAAAGCUCUUCAAUCAUGUCGCGACCCCAGGUUGGAAUCGAUCGCCUACCAGCGAGACGGAUGAGCAACGAACCGAGGGAGUCCAUGAAUUGCAAGAGUUGUCGGAAGAGAAAAAUAAAAUGCAACCGAAUGCGCCCGACUUGUGAAGCGUGCCAGAUAUUCGCAUGCCAGUGUGUCUAUGACGCUAUCCCAAAGAAACGUGGGCCCAAAACCGAUGUUCUCGAGGCAUUGCUCAAGCGUGUCGACGGCCUUGAAAAGAGACUACAAACCGAAGAAUCCGAGAAACAAGAAGAAGAGCCGGUGUCGUCAAACGAAAGUGCAGUCGACAAUGUCGUACAAGACUCAAGUCACGGUGCCGCGAACGAUCAAGCCGGAGCGACUGCAAAUCACAAAUCUUCCGAACCAGAGCAACCCCAUUCGAACAACAUACCACCGCUCAUCCCCCCGGAAGGCAACUCCCAACCCCCUCCCAGUAUAUACCCGGAGGUGCUCGUCGAUGCAUACUUUGCUCAACUUCAUGGCAAACCCUACUAUAUCCUUGAUGAAUUGUCCACUCGCCAGAAGAUACAACUUAAGCAACUUCCGAACCCGCUUGCUUAUGCUAUAUAUGCUGUUAGCGCAAGAUAUGCUUCUCAUGUCGGAGGCUAUGCAAAUGCUGUACGCGUGUCGAUAGAUUUCGCUAAGAAGGCUCGGCUUGAGCUCGACGUAGACGAGCCCUCUAUCGAAUCGUUACAGGCACUCCUGCUACUGUCGUUAGCAAGCUAUCAAAAUGGACGAGGAAAGAAGGCGUACAUGCUUUUAUCCUCUGCUAUUACCAUGGCUCUAGCUCUAGGUCUCCAUAGGGAACUCCCCUCAACAAUGAGGAUCCCCGCCACUGAACGAGAAGGUCGAAGACGAUUGUUCUGGGCGUGCUAUCUCCUCGAUCGAUUUGGAGCUUGCGGUUCGAGACGGCCAUCCCUGAUUGCCGACGAAUCCAUCGUCCUCCGGCUGCCCUCAUGGCAGCUUCAUCCAAGCGGCAUGACCAUCGAAGGCGAUUACUUCUCGACCGGUUCGAAUCUCCAAUAUCUAAGAAGUGGGAAGCAAAGUCAUGGAGGGAGUGGCAUGCUUAUUGGUAUCACUCGAAUACUAGGAGUGACGAAUCGAUACCUAGCAAAUGGAGGUGUGAAAGGGGACUCGCACUUCCCUUGGCACUCACUUUCUAAUUUGUCCAAAAUCCGACAAGACCUGGACAUGUGGGCAUCAGAGACGCAGGACGUCUUUGCAUCCUUGGAGACGCUUUUCGGCCAACCAGACAGUACGAUUCUCGUAUUAAGCAAGCUGGUCUACCACCUUAUUCAUUGUCUAAUCUACCGCCCAUUCCUUCCCAUCGACCUCACCGAGCUCUCCGGUAAUAGUCAGCAUCAAUCCUGGCAAAUCGAAGCGACGAACAUGUGUUUUCUCCACGCCAACGCAAUUUCUGAGCUCGUCGAGAUCGGGAAGGCAUCUACCCUUAUUGAAUGGCCGGAAUUUAUCGGCUACUGUGUCAGCACUGCUGGAAUGAUCCAUGUUCAUGGGACACAUUAUCGAGGCGGCGAAGGAGGGGAUCGAACCGUCUUCGCGGGAAGCCCAGAGUUCCUAUCCCGAGAGAUGCAGCAGCUCUCCGAACUGCGGUCCAUAUGGGCAGGAGUUCAACAUCAGUGUGAUAUGCUGCAGGCAAUUUACAAUUGUCAUAUUGAACUCGUCAAAUCGCUUGCUUCAAAUCCUCUUCGUUUCUCAUCUGUCUUUCACCUCGAAGGGUUCUUCGAUCGGUACCCUGGUCGGAUGUUCGACGGGUCGCAUCUGUCGUUCGUCGAAAUACAAGUCGACCCAAUGGCAUUUGAGAGCACCAUGUCUCCAUACGGACUCAAUAAUCAAGGGUUUGUGAAUAUGGCCCUCGGGUCAAAUGGAUCUAUGAUUCAUCAGCAACAGCAAUACUUCCCACCGCAACGGCAGGUGUCCGCAUCAGUGCCUCAAGGGGGGCGAAAGAGAAGACGCACGACGACAUCGAAUCCUACCAAACCCUCACCCCCUCUCAGUGCGGCUGCUAUUCCCUCAAACAGCAAAAAGCAGCCUCAGGACACUUCUGGUACUCAACCCUUUAUGUCCGAGCUUCCACCACCGAACCAAACACUCUCUUCUUCUGAGACCAAGCCUCCACCCUCUCAGCAGCCUAACCCUUCGGGUCCAAUCUUCUCUCCCAACUUCUCUUUCUCUCCUCUCCAACCUACGAAUUUCCCGAAUCCCACAAACAACGCCACAAAUCCCUCGCAGCCUUCCUCUACUAAUAACUAUAACAAUAACGGCCCAUCCUACCGUUUCCCUGACCAGCUGCUCUCCCUUCCCUUCGACGGAUCAACAAGCACGGAUCCAUCCGGCCAACCGAUUUUGGGAUACGAAGCGUCCGGCACGAAUACGAUGUCCAAUUCGGCGUUUGUGAGCAUGCCCGGCCCAUCCGACAUGCAGACACCCGGAUCAAGUUCGGCGGUGAGCGGAGGCGGGACGAGUGGAAGCGCGGAAGGGGAGAAGGAUCCUUUCUUGAGCUUACUUGAACAGCUUGCGGAGAGCGAAGGACCGGAUGGAGGAGGUCUCGAUUUGGAUUUCUUCCUGGCUGGUGGGAACGCCUAAAACAUCUGUAUUUGUCUGGAUGGUUGCGUGGGUCGGAGCUUUUGACAGGUUCAUAUGAAUCUGGGUUAUCUGGUCAAACAGGAAGGUCAGGGCCAUGAAUGUCUAUAUGAUAGUUUUUAUUAUUGUAAAUUUAACGUUUUGAUGAAUCG